This is a messenger RNA of Suillus subaureus, 381 nucleotides long. RefSeq lists its product as uncharacterized. NCBI's taxonomy places the organism in Eukaryota, Fungi, Basidiomycota, Agaricomycetes, Boletales, Suillaceae. The record is from RefSeq and is a predicted model, not a curated record. The transcript is spliced from 4 exons. Bases 1 to 381 code for a protein of 126 amino acids.
AUGCGUGCCGAAUACUUCUGCAUGCCCAAUACUAAUAGAACACGCCCCGCUCCUCGCAGGUGUCACGACCAGUUCGUGGAUGUCAACGAGCUCUCAUCAAGAAUUUUUGAAGGCACGGAAGCGGAGGUUCAUGCAACGCGUGGUGCCCACCCUCAGUCCUCUGUCACGACUGAGCUUCCGCAACCGCCAACGACUUGGGAGCUACAUCCUCGCUUGCUCCUGCUAUCAAUUGUCCGCCGCUCUCCACCCGAAAACAACGGAGCAAAUGAUUUCCCGCAACUCCCCGUGCUUUCAAGGCUACAUCUACAAGUGCUUCUCAGACACCUAUUCUCACUUUUGUUCCGCUCUCAACCCAAUUUCAACGGAGUCACCGAACCUUAA